This is a messenger RNA of Cavia porcellus (domestic guinea pig), 4881 nucleotides long. RefSeq names its product matrix metallopeptidase 14 (gene Mmp14). The transcript has 10 exons. Gene Ontology annotation, biological process: collagen catabolic process; skeletal system development; zymogen activation. Lineage: Eukaryota; Metazoa; Chordata; Mammalia; Rodentia; Caviidae. The coding region runs from base 1480 to 3225 and encodes 581 amino acids. The record is from RefSeq and is a predicted model, not a curated record. Gene Ontology annotation, molecular function: metalloendopeptidase activity; zinc ion binding. Gene Ontology annotation, cellular component: extracellular matrix.
GGCCAGGAUAUGAGUAAAGGUGGGCCCAGCUGUGUGACACACUGGAAGAAUAAACAGGAAGGAUGUUGGGAGACUUCCUUUCCUUGAGAGCACUAGGAUCUUUCUUUUCUUCCUUUUUAGGUUUCUAUUUAUGCUUUUCUAGGAGUCUCUCAUCUCUGAGAAUAAGCAUUCAAUUCACGGUGGCACACUUCCCUUGCUUUCUUUUGUUUCCUCAUGUUCACACCAUACUCCUGUUUCUUCUAGAAUCACUGACAGUUUUACAUUUAAUUGCCUCCUUUUCCUCCUCACUUUUAGUUCUGAGUCCAGUCUUGAAAAUUUUAUUCUUUAAGUAAUUGCCCCUUUUUCUUUGAAGAUUUUACUCUAAAGAAUUGCCAGCAGAUGUGGUGGUGUAAGCCUGUAAUCCCAUAAUUGGAAAGGCUGAGGCAGGAGGAUCACUGGGAGUUUGAGGCCAGACUGUGGUAAACAGUAAGUUAAAGGCCAGCCUGGACUAUACACAGUGAGACCCUGUCUCAAAAAAAAAGAAAAAAGAAAUUCACCUCCUUUUCCAGUCCAGUGAAAACGCAGAACUAAACUUCAAAGCCCUAACCUCCAAUCCCACCCUUUUUUCCAACAGUUUUACUAAACUUGAUUUGCUUUUCCCCAAAUUCCAUUGUUUUGUACCCCUUCCCUACCCAAGCAAUUCUAAUUUAGGGAGCACCCAGACUGUAAACCACAGUAAGUGGGAGAGCACAUCUUUCUACAAGGUUGGACCCCCAGACCCAGUGUGACUGGGGUUGACAGCUGGGUUUUGUUACACUUUGCUUUGGGAGCAGAGGUUAUUGUAAAUAGAUUCCAACAGGCACCCAGUGUAGGGACAUGAAAGACCAGUCCCCACCACUACCCAGACCUGAGCUUCCGGUUUGCCCUGACCCCCUCACCUCCUGGUGUGUUCCCCUCUGAAAUGAGGUAAGUACUGACUCCACAGGUAUCAAGCUACUUGCAAUGUGUUUAGGAGGACAAAGUCUCCCAAGGUCCAGCCCUUGGGCCUCCCUACACCCCCCAGUGGUCCGCUGUGGCCUCAACCCCUGCAGAUGGCAGUCUGCACCACAGAAAGGCAACUUUGCGGCCCCCGCCCUCCCUGUCCCUCCUGGCUGUAAUUGGAUUCAGGCUGUAACAACCACGUCCCCACAAGGAAAGGAGGGCAUUAGGGCGGUGACGGGAGGAGAGGCUGCGGGAGAAGGGAGGGACCAAACGGGAGAGCAGAGAAGCCUCCCGGCCCACUUCGCCGACUAAGCAGAAGAAAGAUCAAAAAACGGAAAGGAGAAGAGCAAACAGGCCCUUUGAGAAACAAUCCCGUCAUCUCCAAGCCGACCGCGCUCUCGGAAUCCAAAUUCAGUGCCUCCCGGAGACAAAGGCGCCCGACGGGAGCAGCGCGAACCCCAGGGCGCGGGCUCCGCUGGGAGCCGCACGGGCCGCCCCGGCUCCCCGACGUCUCGGACCAUGUCUCGCGGCCCCCGCAGCCUCCUGCUGCCCCUGCUCACGCUCGGCACCGCGCUCGCCUCCCUCGGCUUGACCCAGAGCAGCAACUUCAGCCCCGAGGCCUGGCUGCAGCAGUAUGGUUACCUGCCUCCUGGGGACCUGCGUACCCACACACAGCGCUCACCUCAGUCCCUCUCAGCUGCCAUCGCUGCCAUGCAGAAGUUCUAUGGCUUGCCGGUGACAGGCAUAGCUGAUGCGGAUACCAUGAGGGCCAUGAUGCGCCCCCGCUGUGGUGUUCCAGACAAGUUUGGGGCUGAGAUCAAGGCCAAUGUUCGGAGGAAGCGCUAUGCCAUCCAGGGCCUUAAGUGGCAGCAUAAUGAGAUCACUUUCUGCAUCCAGAAUUACACCCCCAAGGUGGGCGAGUAUGCCACAUUUGAGGCAAUUCGCAAGGCAUUCCGCGUGUGGGAGAGUGCCACACCACUGCGUUUCCGAGAAGUACCCUAUGCCUACAUCCGAGAGGGCCAUGAGAAGCAGGCCGACAUCAUGAUCUUGUUUGCUGAGGGUUUCCAUGGCGACAGCACACCCUUUGAUGGUGAGGGUGGCUUCCUGGCCCAUGCCUACUUCCCAGGCCCCAACAUUGGAGGGGACACCCACUUUGACUCUGCUGAGCCCUGGACUGUCCGGAAUGAGGAUCUGAAUGGGAAUGACAUCUUCCUGGUGGCUGUGCAUGAGCUGGGCCAUGCUCUGGGCCUGGAGCAUUCCAAUGACCCUUCGGCUAUCAUGGCACCCUUCUACCAGUGGAUGGACACAGAGAACUUUGUGUUGCCUGAUGAUGACCGCCGGGGCAUCCAGCAACUUUAUGGGAGUGAGUCAGGGCUACCCACUAAGAUGCCCCCUCGACCCAGGACUACCUCCCGGCCCUCUGUCCCCGAUAAGCCCAAAAAUCCCACCUAUGGACCCAACAUCUGUGACGGGAACUUUGACACCGUGGCCAUGCUCCGAGGGGAGAUGUUUGUGUUCAAGGAGCGCUGGUUCUGGCGAGUGAGGAAUAACCAGGUGAUGGACGGAUAUCCAAUGCCCAUUGGCCAGUUCUGGAGGGGCCUGCCAGCAUCCAUCAACACUGCCUAUGAGAGGAAAGAUGGCAAAUUUGUCUUCUUCAAAGGAGAUAAGCAUUGGGUGUUUGACGAGGCUUCCCUGGAACCCGGCUACCCCAAGCACAUCAAGGAGCUGGGCCGAGGGCUACCUACGGACAGGAUUGAUGCAGCUCUCUUCUGGAUGCCCAAUGGAAAGACCUACUUCUUCCGGGGAAACAAGUACUACCGUUUCAAUGAGGAGUUCAGGGCAGUAGACAGCGAGUACCCCAAAAACAUCAAAGUCUGGGAAGGGAUCCCUGACUCGCCCAGAGGGUCGUUCAUGGGCAGCGAUGAAGUCUUCACUUACUUCUACAAGGGGAAUAAAUACUGGAAAUUCAACAACCAGAAACUGAAGGUGGAGCCGGGCUACCCCAAGUCGGCUUUGCGAGACUGGAUGGGCUGCCCGUCAGGGGGCCAGCCGGACCAGCCGGACCAGGGGACUGAGAAGACAGAGGUGAUCAUCAUCGAGGUGGAGGAGGAGGGCAGCGGGGCUGUGAAUGCAGCCGCGGUGGUGCUGCCCGUGUUGCUGCUGCUCCUGGUACUGGCCGUGGGCCUCGCAGUCUUCUUCUUCAGACGCCACGGGACCCCCAAGCGACUGCUGUAUUGCCAGCGCUCUCUGCUGGACAAGGUCUGACCCCCACUGCCCGCCCACCCACUCCUACCACAAGGACUUUGCCUCCAGGGCUGCAGCAGCAGAUGGUGGUGGGUGGGUUGCUCCUACCCAUCCUGAGCCCCUGUCCUGCCUUGUCUUCCUGCCUGGCCUCUCCCUCACCCUGGUGUUGCUUCUUCCCUUUCUGGGGCCCCUGAGGGCUGAGCAAGAGGGCAGCCCCUUCUAGCCUCUGGCACUCAGGGGACCCCUACAGCUCUGUGUGUGUCCAACCCCAUCUGAAUGUCGUGGGGGCUCUGCACUUGAAGGCAGGACCCUCGGACCUCACUGGUGAAGGUCAGAUGGGGUCAUCUGUUCCUUUUCCAUCCCCUGACUGACCUUAAACCUCUGAACUCUGACCUCAGGAGGCUCUGGGCACUCCAGCCCCACACACCCUAGGUGGACCCCAAUUAGUAGCCUCCCACCACUCUUUGGCUAAAAGGAAUCUAAUUUUGGUGGCAGAGACCGUGAGGGAAGUAAGGGGAAGGACUGCUCUGCCACCUUAAGAUCUAGGUGGAAGCUCAAAGAGGGUCUUGGAGGCUUGGAUGGUCACUUUCCUCUUCAUAGAGAUCUGCUUCUGCCCCCUGCCCUCAACCCUGGAGACCAUCCAAAGGAGGAGCCUGAGCCAUUAGGACUAAGCUGGGGCGGAAGAAACCCUUGGCAGCCCCAACCCCUCUCAAAUGUUAGCCUCGGAUGGGGAUUUCAGGGUUGGAGAGCUGAGGCCAGGGAUGUGGCCCAGGCUGGAAUGGGCUGAGUGGAGGACCAGAGCUGGAGUCCUGGGCAUCAGCCUGGUAGCCGCAGAAGGAGCCUUGGUGAAAUGGCAGGCAGCUGGGGCCAGGACCUGAGGCAGAGCAGUCGGCGGGGAUGGGAAUGAUGGGCAGCGGCAGUGGGUGGCUGGGGGCUGGCAGGCCGCAGGCUGGGCUGUGGUGCCCGGGGAGGGCUCCUCUGUGUCCCCUUUCUUGCUGACUAGACAGCACAAGGGGAUGGGCAGGAGCCAGUAGCCAAGAAAGGACAAGUUCAGGGACUAGGAACUUGGGGACCUUAGGGAGACGGGAGCUAAGAAGGCACAAGUGCAAGCACUAGGAACUUGGGGACCUUCGGGAGAGAGGCCACUUACUCGUGGGAUCAGAGGAGAUUCCAGGGGCCUGCAGUCUGCCUCACCACGCCCAGGGGUACUUCAUGGGGGGUUAGCACCUCCCUGCCACCCACAGUCAGCCCACCUCGCUGUGUCCUGCCCUCACUCUGCCCACCUGGCCCACCCACCAGAAGUCUCCUUCAGCCACCAGACGUGGCCACGGUACUGGGGACUUAGAAGAACGAGACCCUGUGUUGAGAGGAGUGGGAUGUUGGGGGUAGGGUGUGGGGGUAGGGGAAAUGGGGUGAACGGUGCUGGAAGUUCGGCUAAAUUUCUGUCUUGUUUGUUUUUUGGGUUUUUUUGUUUAAUGUAUAUUUUUAUUAUAAUUAUUAUAUAUGAACUCCAUUCAAGUUGUUUCUUUUUGUUAAGGGGCAUGGGGAGGGGGGAGGGGAGGGAGGUGGAGGCAUCUGACCCCAGAAACCUGCAGGGCGGGGCCGGGUCAGUGCCCUCUAAGGACAUUUUUGACUUUGUUCAACCUUUCCACAAAGAAUAAACUGUGUUUCACAUUC